UCGGCAAAUGCGGUAAACUUUAAAAACAUGGAAAUCGAGAGCAAAAGUAGCUCCAAAAUCCGGCUCGAAGAAGGCUCUGAAACCUUCGAUUUCGGAAGAGAAUUGGGGUUUAUUUCCAGUGAUCGAGCAAUUUCUCGUCACCAUAUUUCUUUCAAACUCCACGAAGAUCGAACCAGAGUUUAUUUCGAAGUUAAUGGGAAAAACCCCGUCUGGGUACGCGACCGUAGAAACGAUGAAAUUAGGGUUUACAAACGUUCGGAAGGAGGUGAAAUUAAGAACGGAGAUUCGUUUUGUGUGGCUUCGAAGAAUCCUGUUUGGUUUAACGUGAAGAGAAUCGCAGGCGAAAACGAAGACGACAGUGAAUCGAAGAGCGAACUCAGUCUUGACGAAGCAUUCGCAGAGACUUCGGGGAUUGAAUACGAUGAAGUCGAGACUGGUGAUAUUUCACAUAUCGAUGCUGUUAAAGAGUUUGGUUUUGUUGUUGUGGGACAUGAAUUUGAUCACUACCCAAAGAAAAUGCUCAGCGAUGUAAGUAAUUGGGAUUGGUUUCUUGAAGAACCCAAACAAGAGAGCGAUGAAGAGGAAGUUAAUGAGAGAAAAAGGAAGAAGAGUACAAGGAAAAGGAGGAAGAAGAGUGGAGAGGAUGACGAUGAUGAAGUGUGGACUGGUGAGAGUGGAGAAGAUGCUGAAAUUAUCAAGAAAAUGAAAAAUGCCCCAAAACCCAAGUACUCAACUAGAUCAAAGGAGCAAAAGCAAAACAAGAAGGGUGCAAGUACAAGUAAAAGUGCCAUGUAUACUACAAAGAAGUAUGCAAAGGAUGAUUAUGGUGAUGAUGAUGUUGAUGAAGAUGAAGAUGAAGAAGAUGAAACAUUGGGUGGAUUCAUAGUUGAUGAUGGGGAUAUAGGAGAUGAAAAUGUUGAAGAUAAUGAAGAGGAGGAAUUUGAAGAUGAUGAAGAUGAAGAUGAGUAGUUGUUGAUAUAGAGCCACUUUUGGUGUUUUUAUCUUUUUGUUUGAUUAUGUUGUAGAAUGUAUAAAAUGAUCCAAAGAAUGUUGUGUUUUGGAAUGUACACAAGCUUAAUACUUUUUUGAUUGUUUGGAUGCUUUU
Lactuca virosa is the source of this 1105-nucleotide messenger RNA. NCBI's taxonomy places the organism in Eukaryota, Viridiplantae, Streptophyta, Magnoliopsida, Asterales, Asteraceae. The record is from the annotation of a GenBank genome assembly.